Messenger RNA from Aureobasidium vineae, 198 nucleotides. NCBI's taxonomy places the organism in Eukaryota, Fungi, Ascomycota, Dothideomycetes, Dothideales, Saccotheciaceae. The record is from the annotation of a GenBank genome assembly.
AUGGUGCACGACCAAGGCGGCCAACUCGACAUUAUUAGCAACAACGUCACCAGCACCAGAGACGAUACUCAAGGUGCCGAUCGUGAGCUGCGUACUGCCAGCAGACAUCAGAAGAAUGCAAGGAACAAGAUGUGCUGUCUGCUGUUGAUCCUGGCUGUCAUCCUGACCGUCGUCAUUGUUGCUGCUGUUGCUGGUUAG